Messenger RNA from Astrephomene gubernaculifera, 7657 nucleotides. Lineage: Eukaryota; Viridiplantae; Chlorophyta; Chlorophyceae; Chlamydomonadales; Astrephomenaceae. The record is from the annotation of a GenBank genome assembly.
GUCAUGGUCAUGUUUAUUUUUUAUCAGCAAGCCGAGCGUUGCAUUAACGUACAUGUAGUAACUUUAUCUGGACACACGGGCUAACACAAACGCGUAGCGCGUUACAGUCUAAACCCCUCCUCCGUUACAGUUUGCAGAGUGCUACGUACAAUAGAAUACAAUAUAAUGAAGAACGGCUUGCGAGCACGCAUGAAUUGAAGUUUGCUGGUCGAAGCCACACGACAAGCAACAAAUGGUAGCCCUUUCUUACGGAUUUUGUAGAUAGUAAGUCCUUCAAAACUUCACGGCUGUUAACCAUUUGGAGCUUCGCGAGGCGACACAGGAUUGCUUGUCAAUAACACCAGCGCCAAGCCCUCAUCCCCACCUCCACCUCAACCCUCUCCCACCACCUCCCAAAACAGCUCCCCCAUGGCGUCCGGCCCCCUCGACAAGCACCCUGCCGGCGACACCAACCCCGACCCCCACGACGAAUGGCCCUCCUGCCCGCUGGACCUUGACCUUGACCUGGACCACCACGCAUUCCCGACGGGCCAGGAGUUCCUCCUUCCCAUGGGCCUCCGCCACGACUCCGUCAUAGGCACCAGCAUCCUCCACCAAGCCGUAGACCGGGCCUCAGGCGGGCUGCGACGCAGCCGUGCGACUCCCGGUGAGGGGUGCUCCCUUGAUGAGGCGGUGGUUUCGCUGGGGUGGGAGCUGGGGUUGUCGCUGGAGGGCGCUGUGGGGCCGACGGCGGGAGGCGUGCAUGGGAGUGCGACAGGGCCGCAGCGGUUGGGACAUGUCGGGGAGCUUGGCGGGUCAGCUGGAGCGGCGGCAGCAGGAGCAGGAGGAGGAGGUGGAGGAGGCGGGAUGGGAGGCGGGGUUACGGCCUCAGCGCUGCUGCACGUGCCUGAGGGCCUCAUGGGGACUACGGAGCUGCCUAGCGCGGCGUCCUGUCUGGGCAUCGGAGGAGGAGGGGCUGGAUCAGGGGGUAUAACUGGGGAAGGAUGCGGAGGCGGAGGCGGCGGAGGAGGACUGGCGGCGGCUGGGCAUGCGGGUACGGACAGGAAGAGCGGAGCGGGAGACCUGCCAAGCGGGGGUUAUCUGCAGCGGGGGCAGCAGCUACUGCUGACAGAGCAACAGCUGAUGCUGCUACGAACGUACGGCACCAUGGGGCUACAACAGCCGCUGCAACAACAACAGCAGCCACAACAGCCGUCCUCCCAGCACUUCAUAAACCCCAUUACCUACCAAAGCCAGGUGGUGCAGCUGCAGUUGCAACAACACCAACCACCCCAACCGCCGCCGCCUGCACCUCAACGGCUGCAGCAGCAGCUCCAGCAGCAUCAACAGCAGCUGCUACAACAGCAGCAACAGCAGCAGUUACAGCAUCAACAGCAGCAUACGGAUGACCUGGCGACUACGAGGUCGAGAGGGGUAUCCAGUCUCCUACCGCAACAACAACAACAACAACAGGCGCAGCAGCAACAGCAGCAGCAGCCUGCAGCACAGAACCAGCUGCAAGGUUCCCGAUCCCUGGGCGGCACGUCCACCCGCGACAUGCCUGAGCAACAGCAGCAGCCGCUACAACAGCAGCAACCGCAACAGCAGCAACAGCGGCCGGAGGCACCGGUCCUACGGCAACGCAGCGGGCGGGCGCCAAACCGCCCCCCGGCAGCAGCAGCAGCACCUUCUUCUCAGCAGCAGCAGGAGGAGGAGCAGCAGCCGGUGUUGCGGCGGUGGCUGGCCGACCUGCAGCUACGGUUGAAGCUGCUACGCAAGGUGCUUGCGGACGCGGUGCGCCGCAAGCCCUGGAUCGUGGCGGCUCCGCUGCUGCUGUGCUGCCUGCUGUGCGGGCUGGGGCUGUUCGGGGUGCUGUACGCCUCACAGCGCAGCGUCACAUCACAAAAGGCUUACGCCAAGGAGGCUCUUGCGUCCGCCACCGCGAGCGCCAUCUCGGGGCAGCUGGAGAUCGCGUCAUUCGCCGUUAUGACCAUGACCACCUACCUCAUUCAGCAGCCCAACUGCGGCGACCUCAACCGCACCUUCACCAACCUCUCCUCAACCAUCCUCAAUUGGGAUGAGAAGGGGCUGGUGUAUCAGGUGCAGGCGCUACCCGCUGCCGUACUCAACUACUUCUACCCGGCGCCAGCUGACGUACAACUGAUGGGGCGGGAUCUGCUGCACGUGUCCCUGUACCGCAAUGACACACUGUACGAAAUACGGCAACGCAAUAAGCGGUUGAUCCAAGGACCGUACGACCUGUUGGAGGGAUUCCGUGGCAUGUUCGUCACCUACCCCGUCUUCCUGCCAGCUCCCAACGAGCUCCACGACUGGGACUGCGGCGUCCAACCCUACGACUGCCCCCCUGGAGUCUGCUGGCUCCCCGGCGAGGGCCUCAAGCUGUGGGGCCUAGCCACCAGCGUCAUCUCCCUUGACCGCCUGCAAAGCAACUUCCGCUUCCAAGCACUCGAACACCAAAACUACCGCUACCACCUCUACCAGCUGGCCGACGACAUCAAUCGCGCAGCUGUGAUCAGCGUCAGCAAUCCACCUCCCUCCGACCCCGUCAGCGCGAGUAUUACCAAGUUUAACCUGCAGUGGGUGCUGGAGGUGUCUCCGGAGGCGGGGUGGCAGCCCGUGUGGCGCAACCCAUGCCUAGCGGCGGUGGUGGUGGGGUCGCUGGCGGUGUCGGUGCUGGUGCUGUGGUUGCUGCUGACGAGGGAGAAACACAACAUGCUGCUACAGGCCAUGUUGCCGAGAAAGGUCAUCUGGCGGCUGCAGCGCGGCGAGCAAACGGUGGUGGAGGAGUUUGCGGAGCCGGUUACCAUCCUCUUCUCAGACAUCGUGUCGUACACUGAGGUGGCCUCCAAGCUCACUCCGCUGCAGGUUGUACGACUGCUGAAUGAGCUGUACACGCAGUUUGACGCGCUGUGCGACAAACAUGAGGUGUACAAGGUGGAGACCAUUGGCGACGCCUUCAUGUGCGUUGCGGGGUGCCCCACUCGGGAGGACCCGGUGCGGGCCGCAGUGCGGAUGGCGCACAUGGCGCAGGACAUGAUAGCCAUGGUGGAGCAGUUCAAGACGCGGGUGGGCAAGGAUGAGAUGCGGGUCAAGAUACGAGUGGGCCUGCACUCGGGACCCGUGGUGGCUGGUGUCAUUGGGCAGCGCAUGCCUCGGUACUGCUUGUUCGGCGAUACGGUGAACACGGCCAGCCGCAUGGAGACCAACAGUGCGCCCCUGUGCAUCCACAUCAGCUCCUCCACAGCCUCACUGCUGCGGAAAGCAGGAGCCGCAGUGGUGCUGCCGCAGCGGCCGCCGCAGCCGCCGCCACCCCCGCCGCAGCCGCGACCCAUGGGUCCGCCCUCACUGCUCAACUGGGACCGGGCCUCCUCCGGCGGACCAACCACCGGCCGCUCGCAUGUCGUCACUGGCGACAACAACAUUACCAGCAACCAGCAUAACACGCCGAAUAGUGCGCCCUGGAGCAACCGAAGUAACAUGGAUGCGGCAGCAGCUGCGGUGUCGGGGGCGCAGGUGCUGCCUCAGCGCACGUCUGCGCCCAUUGCCGGCACGGCUGCACCCGCAGCAGCAGCAGCAACAGCGGGAGCGGCGGCGGCGACAGCAGCCUCCUUCCAGGGUGCCGGAGGGGCCGCAAACGUAGUUGCGGGUGUGGGUGCUGCCAUCGGUGUUGUCGGUGUCAUGGGGAACCGAGAGGCAGCAGCAGGGCAGCCGUCUCCAGUGGGGUUGCCCACAGCUGCUUCUUCCCCUCUGCUGCUGCAGCCCACAGCAGCCUCGCUACUCAGCUUGUCUCUGUUGCUCGACCAGCAUGAGCAGGCUUCCUUUGACCACCCAGCGCUCUCACACCCGCCCUACCUCCUGCCGCAGCCGCAACACAACAACCCCGCAGACCCGCAAAGACCCAUGGGUCUGCAGGGCGGACAGCAGCAGCAGCUGCUGCUGCAGUCACAGGGGCUGCCGCAGUGGCAGCUGCAGAGCUUGCAUGGAGGUGUGCAGCCGGGGCAGCAGCAGGGCCCGAUCUUGGUCCUGCAGGGGGCGUCGCCGCAGCCCAGAGCCAUGGGGGUACGGUACGGGGGUGCGGUCGGUGGAGCCAAGGUGCCUUCGCCCCUGGCUGCGCACUUAGUGUUGUACAGCCGCGGACGAGUGCUUAUCAAGGGCAAGGGCCUUAUGCACACCUUCUGGCUGGGCCCAGGACCGCAACCCGGCAGCACAUCAGCGGCGGCGUCACCCCAGCCGCAGCCGCAGCUGCAGCCGCUGGGAUUCGAUGCGGCUGCUGCUUGGGUUCGAACCGGCUUCCCCAACGGUCCCCCGCAAAACCCAAUUCGAGGCCUGCCUUCCACCACCACCGACGGCCUGACGAGCCCUGCGUCUGAGCCGCCGAGUGUCGGGGCAAUCGGCUCAAGUAGCGCGCCGAGGAUGCCAGCCGACCCACGGGACGGCAGGGAGCCCAAUGACGCCGGCGUCAUUCCCGCAACCGUCUCGGUCGCCUUCGCGGCAUUGCCACCGGCUGCUGCUGCUGCUGUUCCUGACGCUGGUGGCAAUGCCAUUUCGGCAGCGCCGACAACAACCAGCAAGAUGCCUUCCCGCUACAUGCUAGGCGGCAGCGACUGCGGCCUUCCAAUGGUCUCUGGGCAUGGCAGCAGUGAUGCAUUGGCACAGCAGCACCCGCAGCUGCCACAGCAGAAGCAGCAGCGGCAUGCAGCGUUGACGCUAUCGCAGCUGGUAGUCGGGCCGCUAACAUCUGCCGACGCUCCUGCCAGCUGCAGCGGCAUUGGAUCCAGAAUCCGGGCUUAUGGUACGGCAACCUCUAUUGCUGACGGCAGGGGCUCCGGCGGCGGGGACAUGGAAUGCUCCUUCAGGGGUGUCAUUGAGUUAUCGAAGCAUGAACUCACAGCAACCCCGGCGCCGUGCAAUCAGCAUGACAUGCUGCUACCCCUGCCUCUGAGUGGAGGUCCGCACUUUAGCUUUGGAGCGCGCAGGGCAGCAUCCAACCAGCAGCUGCAUCAGGGUCGGUCGUCCAUUGAGGAGGCUCCGGAAGAAGGGGAGGAUGAAAGGGAGCAAAGGCAGGCGGCCGAGCCUGAUGAGGCGGCUGCUGACCCAUGGGUCAUUCCGGCCGUGGCUACAGAUGUAGGGGUACAGGGCGGCAAUCUCGAGGAGGCGGCAUCGGAGGAAAAGAUGGCACAGUGCAAUAGCGAGAAAGGCGCAUUGGCAAGCUAGGUGGCAGUAUGACCCGUGGGUCAGUCAUGCAUGCUUUGGCUAACCUUGAAGAAUACGAUGCGACUCUGUAUGAGGGUUUGUGGGCGCCGUUGCUGCGAAGGCAAUGACAAAAAGCACAAUAUGAGCUAAAGAUCCUGGUCAAUCAGCGGCAGGAGGUUGUUUCUGUCCCCCUGAAAGGCUUUAAUGCCUGGUUAGUUGUCUGGAUAGUUGCAUGCUAGUAUCUGCAUGUGUAGCGGGUAAAACCCCAUUUGGGCGGUGGGGGGCCUGUCCGCUUGGUGCUGCCAUGGCAUCUGUGCGGUCUUACAGGGAAGCGUUGGUGCAUUAGCCUUUGUUCGUCAUGUAUGGACGCAUAAUUGGUGGCUGGUACUGGACGCAUAAUUAUGCCUGUGAAAUAUUAUAUGGCAACCUUGGGAUGGCCUUCAUUCAUCGGGUGUUCUGUGAAAGGCGCUGUGUGUUUGGAUGUGAGGUUUAUUUGCGUUCACAUUGUCAACAGGCAGCGGCAGCGGCGGUGGUGUCAGGUUGCAUACUUGUUUGGGAGCCCUCACAAUACAUUGCUCACAAUAUGGGUACAUUCGCCACCUUGCAAUUGCUUGGGAUUUCACGGGUGAUUUCACGGGUGAUUUCACGGUGUGUUGCUCUCCUGCAUUUGUUGGCAUCUGAGAAAAGUGUUGCUUGGGUGCCUGCUGCGUUGGCGGGGUCCGUUCUUUCGCACAGUAGCCUUAUUGUUGGGCCGUUACUGCACCCAUCUGCUCUGUGUACGCUGUAUCCGAUUGUAUUAUCGAUUGACGUAUACCUUUGCCCUGUGUUGCUAUCGAUGACAACCUGCGUGUUGCUUGGAUGCGCAUGGCUGGAGAAGGUUUGCGAGUGUUGCUUGGGUGACGGUGGGCCAAUCAAACGGGGGGGGGCCAAUAUAGCUAGGGGCCAAUCAAUGGACCAACCAGGCAGCUAAUAAACCUGGUCGCGGUUUCAUGCAGGCUUCGCCUGGCAAACGUUUUUGAUAGCAUUGCUAACAUGGGGUUGGAUGGACUGUCGACUAGGCGAGAACAUAAAAGGUGGGUAUUAUAGCUUAAUUCGUGUCCCUGUCCUCGAGUUACUACUAACGGCAGCGGCGCGUAUUGCCUUGAUGUUCCGUUGAUGCGCCGCCGUUGACCACUGAUUCCCUCUCUACGUUGCUUGUUGGUAGCUAGAUAGCCGGACGAGGAGCGAGCCCUCCCUUCGUAGGCCAGGCGGACGUGGUUGCGUUGCGUUGGUACCCCCGAACGGCUCCAUCGGGCCGAGUGGUACCUGCCUGCCUGCCUGCCUGCCUGCAUGCAUGCAUGCAUGCCCCGGGCUUCACUAUUGGUACCGGUGUGUAUCAAGAGUGUAUGUGUAGGGCAGCGGCGGGGGGCAAGUUGGGUCCAAAUUGAUCACAUUCCACCGUGACUCACCUGCUCGCACGCGCCUCGGAGGUGUCUGCAUGCGUGCGUCAGCACUGACACUACUGCGAACAUCGUACAUUGGGAUCGUACGUUGGACUACUGAUGGGGUUUCCUGUCCGUUGAACUUCUGUUUUUUGUGACCCUGGGGACGGGUCAUAUCAUCCGUCUGAACUAUCAGUUACAGUUCUAAUAACUACUUUGACUCGACGAGCUGUAUGUGGGAUUGCUUGCGACCCUCACGUUGUACCCGGGCCCUCGCCUGACCUUAGCCAGGCACCUUGAGGCCCGUACGUCUCGGUUAAUGUGCUUGCGUGUGUGGUUUAUCCGAGCUCUGCGGGCUCAGCCCUUGUUAAGUUGACGCCGCAUGUUGUCGUUUGCUGCCCUGGUUUUGUUGUAAGCGUACGUCCGCACUGGCGUUGCAUGCUUGCUUGGUCAUUGCCAGGCUGUUGGUUUCGUGGUUGUUGGUUGAGGUAUGUGCACGGGUUGGGUUGGCUCGGAUGGGGAAUGACCGCUCUGCAUGCCACCGUCAGACGCUGAAUACGUACUGGGUUGUUGGUUGUUGGGUGCGAAUACUGACUACCGUACUUAACCGUCUACAUGGCGGGCUUGUGUCUGUGUUCUUUUGGAAACCGGUAGUAAUAGUGGGCCGGUAGUGGGCUCCGAUGUGCAGUGAGUAUCACGUCUUCACGUGCAUGCAUGCCAUCCGCCAGCAAGUCCGGCUGUCGAGUCAGUGGUCGUGGGUUUCGUGAGACCGUUGCCUUGCCUAAAUAAUCGUGCGUGGGGGCCUUAUAUGUACCGCCUCGUAUGUACCUGUGUAACGCUCUUGAACGGUGACUGCACGUUAAUUCACAUGGCCUCCAGACACAAUGCUACCGCUCCUUUGCAUGCGUGGCAGGGUUCGCUUGAAGCCCUUGGUAUAGCGGGCAUGCUCGCUCAUCGUGGCAUCAUCGUGGGUGGGGGCAAAAGCAUGACCCAGAUCAACUGGUGUGACGUACGCUUGCCGUGAUGGCGACUGCGGUGGAAGG